AUGGGAAACAAAAGAAAAAAGGAAGAGUGUAAAAAUGAUAAAAUUCUAAAGAAGAUAAGGAAACUUGAGAAGAAAUUAUCACAAAAGAAGCGUGUUUUACGUCUACCGUCUAGUUCGAGUGACGAAGAUUGCAGUGUCACCCCAAACCGUACCGGCAAUGAAAUAAAUAACGAGAUGCAAGACAUCACCAUUGAUGACGGCAUUAUGGGCCAGCCUGACCUCCUGCUUUCACCAAGCAUGACGGCAGCAGUGCCCAUGGUAACUGAAAUUACCUCCGAACCAGGGCCGUCGUCUGUGCCUCACACUAUGGAGGUCGAGUUAGAUGAGUCAAUUUUAAGUUUGUUGGGGGAUGCUCCGCAGAGUGCAAUUCAAUUAGGGCCACCAGUAUACAAAGAUAUCGCAUCUCGAUGGCAAGACAUUUUACUAAGAGGGCUUAAAGAAGAUACAAAGUUGAAACUUUUAAGUGAUUAUGUAAUACCUAACAAUCUUGACAGACUUAUAUCACCCAUCUUAAAUGCUGAGCUAAAAGCUGCAUUACCUGAUACAUUAGUUAAACGUGAUUUUUCCUUACAACAACGACAAAAACAAAUAGCAAUAACUUUGUCUGCACUUAGUUCAUCUAUGGAUAUAUUAUUGACAAAUAAAACUCAAGAUACACCCCAAAUUAUAUUAAAGUCCUUAAGCGAUGCAUGUAGACUUCUUUGUGAUAGUUUUUAUAAUGAAACUCGUUUAAGAAGACUUUUUAUUAUUAAUGCGAUAAACAUUCAGAUUAGAAACGCAAUUAUAGUCACUAUACUUGAUAAAUAUCUAUUUGGAGAAAAUAUUAGUGACAAAUUAAAAGCGGCUCAAAAUAUUAAGAAAUCGAGCGCUAUUUUAAAACCAAGCCGUAGACCCCCGUUUAAUAAGAAUAAUUUUAUUAGGAAUCCACCAUUUGCCAAUUCCAACAGGAAUUUAAACCAAAAAGGCCCAUCUCGGAGGAUUGCUGUUCGAUCCGACAUGGGCAGGCCGCGGCCACAGCCUCGAACAGUCCCAACCACGGCAACGACCAUCUACCGCAGACGCAACGAGCAUCACAGCCCUCCACCAAUGCGUUCUCGUUAUGCGCCUCGCAGUCAACAUCGUCGCUGA
Parnassius mnemosyne (clouded apollo) is the source of this 1128-nucleotide messenger RNA. The record is from the annotation of a GenBank genome assembly. Lineage: Eukaryota; Metazoa; Arthropoda; Insecta; Lepidoptera; Papilionidae.